Molecule: messenger RNA, 1970 nt
Organism: Cotesia glomerata
Lineage: Eukaryota; Metazoa; Arthropoda; Insecta; Hymenoptera; Braconidae
Gene: Ero1L
Product: ero1-like protein
Exons: 7
Coding region: 560-1960 (466 amino acids)
Biological process (GO): protein folding in endoplasmic reticulum
Cellular component (GO): endoplasmic reticulum membrane; endoplasmic reticulum
Molecular function (GO): protein-disulfide reductase activity; FAD binding; thiol oxidase activity
Source: RefSeq, a predicted model, not a curated record
AAAAUGUAAACCUACGUGGUAAAAAACCCAGAACCCACGUAAUCGAAUCUCAUAGGUGAUAGUUAUCACGUAUUUAAAUUCUAUUCAGUCUACCGGGUAUUCAAAAAGUUUUAAUAAUUUGGAGAUAACCCGGACUAUUAUAAAUCCUAGUGACGGCUGACAGAUAACAGAUGAUCCACGAUUGUACUAUGUCAACUAUUAUUACUCGGUGGAUUUAUUAGUUUAAAUAAUUGAUAAGACUGAAUAAAUGAUUACUUGCGGUGCAACGGGAAGUUUCACAUGUGUUUUGUUAAGAAAGAUAAGAGGCUGAUUGUGUACGUGACUUAAAUGCAUACAAAUUGCACUGACGAUUGUCGACAGUUUUUAUAAUGAUAAUGAUAAUCAAGGUUUAAAUAAACAAUUUUAGUUGUUAUUUUUUUUGUAAGUCAAAUGUUGGCGGAAAAUAAGUUUGAAGUUUUAAUUGUUCGACGAUCGCUAUUACAUGCUAGAAUAUAGUGACGUUGCUAUAGUAGCAUAUGUAUUUUAAAUGCAAUAAUAAUUUUAAUUGUUGGUUGUUAAAAUGUCACGAUUAAUUUUUUUAAUAUUUAUAUCAAUUGUUAAUUUGACGCUGGCCAAUUAUUUUGGGUCCCAUAGUCAUAAAAAUGAUCAGUGUUUUUGCAAGUUAAAAGGAUCGAUUGAUGAUUGUAGCUGCAACGUUGAUACUGUUGAUUAUUUUAAUAAUAUGAAGAUAUAUCCAAGACUGCAGAGUCUUCUCUUAAGGGAUUACUUCCGUUUUUAUAAAGUUAAUUUGAAGAAAGAAUGCCCAUUUUGGGCUGAUGAUAGUAAAUGUGCAAUAAGAUAUUGUCAUGUUCAACCUUGUCAAGCUGAUGACAUACCGGUUGGAUUAAAAGGAGACUUACCGAGAGAUCUCCAUCAUCAUGAUGAAGAAAGUCCGUAUGAUAAAUAUUUAGCUGAAAAUAAACUGAAUGACUGUGAACAGACUGCUAGGGAUCAUAAUAAAGAGCUCGGAUAUUUGAAUAGAACAAUUAGCUCAAAGAAUUACAAAGAGUUUGAGCGAUGGCAAUACCAUGAUGACAACUUGGACAAUUUUUGUAUCAAAGAAACGAGCCCUGGUGAAUAUGUUGACUUGCUACUCAAUCCUGAAAGGUAUACUGGAUACAAAGGGCCCAGUGCUCAUAGAAUAUGGAGAACUAUUUAUAUGGAAAAUUGUUUCCGACCUGAUUCUUCGCCGCAUAAUUUUAUAAAGAGCUCUAAAAUAGAUGGAAUGUGUUUAGAAAAACGUGCAUUUUAUCGAGCAAUAUCUGGAUUACAUGCUAGUAUAAACAUACAUUUGUCUGCUAAGUAUUUAUUAUCUAGUCAAGAAGGCAUGGCAUUUGUCCGCGAGAGUAGUGAAUGGGGGCCUAAUCUUCCGGAAUUUCAACGACGUUUCUCGCCAGAGACUACCGGAAAUGAAGGGCCUGGAUGGUUGAAAAAUUUAUAUUUUUUGUAUCUAUUAGAACUACGUGCGCUUUAUAAAGCUGCACCUUAUUUAGAACGGGAACAAUAUUACACUGGCAAUGAAGCUGAAGAUGUUGAUACUAAAAUGGCAGUAAUGGAUAUUUUGCAAGUCGUAAAAUCAUUUCCGGAUCAUUUUGAUGAAAGUCUUAUGUUUAAUGGUGGGUCUGAAGCUCAGGUGUUAAAAGAAGAAUUCAGGCAGCAUUUUAGAAAUAUAUCACGUAUAAUGGACUGUGUAGGAUGCGAUAAAUGUAAAUUAUGGGGUAAAUUACAAGUACACGGCGUUGGGACAGCAUUAAAAGUAUUGUUCUCCGGAAAAUUUGACACGUGGUCGUCUACGCUAAACAAUAUAGAUAGAAAACAAUUUUAUCUUGAUAGAAGUGAAAUAGUUGCUUUAAUUAAUGGUUUUGGAAGAUUGUCCGAGAGUAUAUUCGAAUUGGAGAACUUCCGAAAAAUGAUGAGAUAAUUCCAUCCAA